Molecule: messenger RNA, 1639 nt
Organism: Trifolium pratense (red clover)
Lineage: Eukaryota; Viridiplantae; Streptophyta; Magnoliopsida; Fabales; Fabaceae
Product: protein Ycf2-like
Exons: 1
Coding region: 60-1157 (365 amino acids)
Source: RefSeq, a predicted model, not a curated record
GGGCUGUUUCACAAAAUCUACUUCUAAGUAAUUGCUCUAUAGAUCCUAUAUCUAUCUAUAUGAAGAAGAAAUCAUGUAACGGGGGGGAUUCUUUUUUGUACAGAUGGUACUACGAACUUGGAACAAGCAUGAAGAAAUUAACGAUACUUCUCUAUCUUUUGAGCUGUUCCGCCGGAUCGGUCGCUCAAGACCUUUGGUCUCUACCCGGCCCUAAUGAAAAAAAUGAUGGGAUCACUUCGUAUAAACUCCUUGAGAAUGAUUCUGAUCUAGUUCAUGGCCUAUUAGAAGUAGAAGGUGCUCUGGUGGGAUCCUCACAGACAGGAAGUAAGUUUGAUAAUGAUGGAGUGACAUUGCUUCUUCGCACCGAACGAAGGAAUCCCUUAACUAUGAUUCAAAAUGGAUCUCGUUCUAUCCUUGAUCAGAGAUUUCGCUAUGAAAAAUAUGAAUCGGGGUUCGAAGAAGGGGAAGGAGUCCUCGACCCGCAGGAAGAUUUAUUCAAUCACAUAGUUUGGGCCCCUAGAAGAUGGCGCCCUUGGGGCUUUCUAUUUGAUUGUCUUGAAAGGUCCAAUGAAUUGGGAUUUCCCUACUGGAAAAGGUCAUUUCGGGACAAGGAGAUCAUUUAUGAUGAAGAGGAUGAGCUUCAAGAGAAUGAUUCAGAGUUCUUGCAGGAUGGAACCAUGCAGUACGAGAGACGAUAUAGAUCUUCCCAAGCCCAAGAACAAGGCUUUUUUCAAAUAAGCCAAUUCAUUUGGGCCCCCGAGGAUCCACUCUUUUUGCUAUUCCAAGAUGAUCCUCUUGUAUCUGUGUUUUUACGUCGAGAAUUUUUUGCAGAUGAAGAGAUAUCAAGGAUCCUUUUCACUUGCCAAACAAAACAAAUUUUUUGGAAAUAUCAAAAUAAACGCUGGUUUAGGAAGAAUACGCAAGAGCAAGAAAAGAAUUUCGAAUUGUUGAUUGAUCGCCAGAGAUGGUUUCGAACCAAUAGUUCAUUAUCAAAUGGAUUUUCACAUUCUAAAACUCUAUCCGAGAGUUAUCAAUAUUUAUCAAAUCUAUUCCUGUCUAACGAAACCCUCGUGGCUCAAAUGACAAAGACAUUGUUGAGAAAAAGAUGGCUUUUCCCGGACGAGAUGGUUCUUAGUAUCUGUGCUAAUAAUGAAUGAUUGCUUUAACCGAAUAACAAAAAAUUCUUCUUUCUCUGUCGAUAUGGGGAUCUUCUCAAUUGAAAGAUCCCCUAAAUAUCGAUAAUACGGAUUUUUUACGUUUUCAUUUUAUACCUAAAACCCCAAGAAAUUAAUAUGAAAAUUUUCAAUUAUAUGAGAUCCCUCUUUGGUUUGAUCAAUUAAAGGGCGUCCCAGUUGUAUUCAACAGGCGGCACAAUGACCCAGAUCGUUUUGUGUUUUUCCGGCUUCUUUGAAUAAAUCUAAAAGGAUCGCUGUUGAAUUUUUGGAUUAACAUUCAACCGUCAUUGAGAAUUCUGAAAAAUUUUUAAAACGGCAAAACAAUUUUUCAACAUUUUCCAGUUAUUUCUAGUAGAAAUUAUCAAGAAAGGUCUGACUAAUUUAAUCGAAUCUCUAAAACGCCUUUUAAAAAAUGAACGCGUGUUAAAUCGCUUCGCUUUUUAUUUGGCUUUAUUAUGGAUCUU